Molecule: messenger RNA, 1491 nt
Organism: Ananas comosus (pineapple)
Lineage: Eukaryota; Viridiplantae; Streptophyta; Magnoliopsida; Poales; Bromeliaceae
Product: benzyl alcohol O-benzoyltransferase-like
Exons: 3
Coding region: 46-1434 (462 amino acids)
Source: RefSeq, a predicted model, not a curated record
ACGUACAAUAAAUUACAGUGUGUGUUAUAGUGUUGGAUCAUUCUGAUGGCUUCUGGAUCUUUGGCUUUCGUGGCGCGGCGAAGCGAGCCGGAGCUCGUCGCGCCGUCGAAGCCGACGCCCCGCGAGCGGAAGCCGCUCUCCGACAUCGACGACCAGGAGAGCCUCCGGUUCUACCGAUCCGUCAUAUACUUCUUCCGCCGCGGUCCUGCCGGCGCCGAUAGUAGUAGUUCUAAGGACCCCGUCGGCGUUUUGAAGCGUGCUCUCGCCGAUGUGCUGGUGUUUUACUACCCGAUCGCGGGCCGGAUUCGCGAGGAGGCCGGGCGGAAGCUCGUGGUGGAUUGCACCGGCGAGGGGGUCGUGUUCGUCGGGGCCGACGCCGACGUCCGGCUCGAUGAUUUCGGUUCCACAUUGACCCCGCCUAUCCCGUGCACCGGCGAGCUUCUUUGCCUGCCGGAGAGCUCCUCGGCCACCGUAGUUGACCGGCCGUUGCUCUAUAUUCAGGUGACGCGGCUGGCGUGCGGAGGAUUCGUCUUCGGCCUCCAGAUCUGCCACUGCCUGGCCGACGCGCCGGGCGUGGGGCAGUUCAUGACGGCCGUCGGCGAGCUGGUGCGCGGCGCGGCCGCCCCUUCCGUGCGGCCCGUGUGGGCCAGGGAGCUCCUCGCCGCACGGUCCCCGCUGCGCCCCGCCUACGAGCACCCGGAGUACGAGGCGGUGGCCGACCCUGGCAAGGACCGCAUAUUCCCCGGCGACGUAAUGCUGCACCGCCCCUUCUUCUUCUGCCCUGCGGCUAUCGCCGCCUUGCGAAAGGCGGCCCCGCCGCAACUACGGAACAGAUGCUCGCGCUUCGAGCUGGUUGCCGCGUUCGUGUGGCGGUGCCGCACCGCGGCACUGGUGUACGACCCCUCCGACGAGGUCCGGUUCCUGUGCGUUGUGAACGCACGCGGGAAGCUACGUCCCCCGCUCCCCGAGGGGUUCUACGGCAACGCACUAACUUUCGGCACUGCAGUGACCACAGCCGGGGAGCUUUGCGAGAGGCCGUACGGGCACGCGCUAGAGCUGGUUCGAAAGGCAAAGGAGAGGGUGAUGACUGACGACUACCUGCAGUCUGCGGCGGACGUGCUGGUGGCGAAGGGCAGGCCGCGGUUCACGACCGCGCGGACGUACCUGGUGACCGACCUGACCAAGGCGCGGCUGCACGACAUCGACCUCGGGUGGGGGACGGCGGUCUACGGCGCACCGGCCACCACGACACUGGCCACGUUUCACAUGCCGACGACGAACGCCGAGGGCGAGGAAGGGAUCACCGUGCCUAUCUGCUUGCCGGUGCAAGCCAUGGAGAGGUUCAUUACAGAAAUGGAGUGGCUCGAAAAGACUACUUUCAGUGGAGGAGUGUCGGAGCGGAGCUUGGGAUUAGGGAUAAGCUCAAGAUUAUAAAAUUAACAACAACAUAAAUAAACUGGACACAUUAAUUAAUUAAUAAUAAAGAAUAAA